CACACACUCUCUCUCUCUCUCUCUCUCUCUCUCUCUCUCUUCUUCUGCUUCUUCUUCCUCUUCUUCGCCUCUUUCAAUUUCCAGAUUCCGAGUACAAUCCCUAAAUCCUCGUCUCACUGUUUCUCUCUUCUCUCUCAGAGCUAUGAAUCUUAAUUAGGGUUUUAUUUUGCAUUUUACAACAAUCAGUGUUGCAUUUCUGCUUCUGUGGAGUAGGAAGAUUCUUCAGGGCUAAAUGAGUCAUUUUCUCACUUUCUCACUACUCCUCUUCCUCCUCGGUGCCAACGCCGUCACCGAGUCGGAGCUCCGAUCUCUCCUGGAGUUCCGUAAAGGGAUCCGUGACGAGACCUCGCACCAACGAAUCUCGUGGUCCGAUACAAGCAGCCUCACUGAUCCCUCUACUUGCCCUAAUGGCUGGCCUGGUAUCUCCUGCGACCCUGAAACUGGUUCAAUCAUCGCCAUUAAUCUCGACCGUCGUGGUCUCUCCGGCGAACUCAAAUUCAGCACGCUUGUCGGUCUCACUUCUCUCCGUAACCUCUCUUUAUCCGGAAACAGCUUCUCCGGCCGGGUCGUGCCUUCGCUGGGUGGGAUUACGUCGCUUCAGCACUUAGAUCUGUCGGAUAAUGGAUUCUAUGGACCAAUCCCGGGUCGGAUCUCGGAGCUUUGGGGUUUGAAUAAUCUCAAUUUGUCUUCAAACAAGUUCGAAGGUGGGUUCCCCAGUGGGUUCCGGAACCUUCAGCAGCUAAGAUCUUUGGAUUUGCACAAGAAUGAGAUUUGGGGAGACGUUGGAGAGAUUUUCACUGAGCUGAAGAAUGUGGAGUUCGUUGAUUUGAGCUGUAACCGUUUCCAUGGCGGAUUGUCUCUAUCGGUGGACAACAUUUCUAGCAUUUCCAACACUCUCCGUCACUUGAAUUUGAGCCACAAUGCCUUAAAUGGCAAGUUUUUCAGCGCGGAGUCCAUUGCUUCGUUCAAGAACCUCGAGAUUCUUGACUUGGAGAAUAACCAGAUCAAUGGUGAGUUGCCGCAUUUUGGAUCACAGCCGAGUCUGAGAGUCUUGAAGCUUGCGCGUAACCAGUUGUUCGGUUUGGUGCCUGAAGAGUUGUUGCAGAGUUCGAUUCCACUGCAAGAGCUAGAUCUCAGUCAAAAUGGUUUUACAGGAUCAAUUAGUGAAAUCAAUUCAACAACGCUAAAUAUGUUGAAUCUUUCUUCUAACGGCCUGUCUGGGGAUCUUCCAUCGAGUUUGAAAAGUUGCUUGGCGAUAGAUCUGAGUGGGAAUACUUUCUCUGGCGACGUGUCUGUUGUUCAAAAGUGGGAAGCUACUCCAGAUUUUCUUGAUCUGAGCUCAAACAACUUGUCGGGAAACUUGCCAAACUUCACUUCUGCAUUUUCAAGAUUAAGUGUGUUGAGCAUUAGAAAUAACUCUGUCGCUGGUAGCUUGCCAUCCUUGUGGGAUGAUUCAGGGGUUUCUCAAUUUUCUGUGAUUGAUCUCAGCUCGAAUAAGUUCAGUGGCUCCAUUCCCCAGAGUUUCUUCACUUUUAAAAGCUUGAGAAGUUUGAAUCUUUCUAUGAAUAACUUGGAGGGGCCAAUUCCUUUUCGAGGUUCACGAGCAAGCGAACUUUUGGCCCUAAGUUUUUAUCCGCAGAUGGAGUUGCUUGACCUCUCAACCAAUUCUUUGACGGGUGUGCUGCCUGGCGAUAUUGGUACAAUGGAAAAAAUUAGGGUGCUAAAUCUUGCCAAUAAUAAGCUGUCCGGCGAGCUUCCAAGCGACCUCAACAAGCUUAGUGACGUUGAGUCCCUUGACUUAUCAAACAAUACUUUUAAGGGUCAAAUUCCGGCUAAGCUUUCUUCCCGGAUGGUGGGAUUCAAUGUAUCAUAUAAUGACCUAUCAGGCAUAAUUCCGGAAGAGCUGAGAAGGUACCCGCUUUCGUCAUUCUAUCCUGGUAACUCCAAGCUAAGUCUCCCAGGUGGGAUUCCAGCGGAUUCUUCUGGUGAUCUGGCUAUACCUGGGAAAAACCAUCACUCGAGGCGUAGCAUAAGAAUAGCAAUUAUUGUUGCUUCAGUUGGAGCUGCUCUUAUGAUUCUUUUUGUCUUGUUUGCCUAUCAUCGAACACAGCUCAAGGACUUUCAUGGGAGAAAUAGAUUUACAGACCAAGCCACGACUAGAGACGCCAAGUUUGGACGCUCAUCUCGUCCCUCCUUAUUCAACUUCAGCUCAAAUGCUGAGCACCCGUCAUCAUCAUUGAGCUUCUCAAACGAUCACUUGCUCACUGCAAAUUCAAGGUCGUUAUCUGGGAUACCCGGAUUUGAAGCUGAAAUAUCCGAGCAGGGUGUGCCCGCUCCUACAGCCGCUGCAAAUCCUAACCUCCUUGAUGAUUAUCCUGCAGCAUCUGGACGGAAGUCUUCUUCAGGAGGCUCCCCAUUGUCCUCCUCACCCCGUUUUAGCGAUCAGCCUGUGAUGUUAGAUGUUUACUCACCCGAUCGAUUGGCCGGAGAACUCUUCUUCUUAGACGUUUCACUAAAACUCACAGCAGAAGAAUUAUCCCGAGCUCCUGCAGAAGUUCUAGGUAGAAGCAGCCAUGGAACACUGUACAAAGCAACACUGGAUAAUGGACACAUGUUGACGGUGAAAUGGUUGAGAGUUGGACUUGUGAGGCAUAAGAAAGAUUUCGCACGGGAAGCUAAAAAAAUCGGCUCAUUAAAACAUCCAAACAUUGUCCCGUUGCGAGCAUACUAUUGGGGUCCCAGAGAACAAGAAAGACUUCUCCUCUCUGACUACCUGAGAGGAGAAAGCUUGGCUAUGCAUCUAUAUGAAACUACUCCUCGGAGGUAUUCUCCAAUGUCCUUCAGCCAAAGACUAAAAGUUGCAGUUGAAGUGGCUCAGUGUCUUCUCUACCUUCAUGAUAGAGCAAUGCCACACGGGAACUUGAAGCCAACAAACAUAAUCCUAACAAGUCCCGACAAUACUGUGCGCAUAACCGAUUAUUGUAUUCACCGUCUGAUGACUCCAUCUGGUGUAGCGGAACAGAUACUAAACAUGAGUGCACUUGGUUACUCUGCUCCUGAACUUUCCUCAGCAUCAAAACCAAUACCAACACUCAAAUCCGAUGUCUAUGCAUUUGGAGUAAUUCUCAUGGAGCUUUUGACUCGACGCAGCGCGGGUGACAUAAUCUCGGGUCAAACAGGUGCUGUAGAUCUGACUGAUUGGGUGCGGUUGUGUGAUCAAGAAGGUAGGAGAAUGGAUUGCAUAGACAGAGACAUAGCAGGUGGGGAAGAGUUCUCAAAGGCGAUGGAGGAUGCACUUGCUGUUGCAAUCAGGUGCAUUCUCUCUGUCAAUGAAAGGCCUAACAUCAGACAAGUUCUUGAUCAUCUUACUUCAAUUUCUGCCUGAGAUUUGUUUGUUUUUUAUUUAAUUUUUCUGUAAAUCUCCAUGGAUUUCCCUUCACCACAUCAUCCCAUUUUUUUCUUCUUCUUUCUUGGUUUUUAUGUUUCUCUAGUAGCUUGAUCAGAUGAUUCGGAUCCUCAGGUGUUCUCACAUUUAUUUUUUGUUGAUUAUUUUUCCACUUCCUUGUAAAGGUAGAAGAAAAUCUAAUCCCAUUGAUUCUGACAUAAACAUUUUGAGUUUGGCUCUUAAUUUUUUUAAUAUUUUCUUCUA
Molecule: messenger RNA, 3649 nt
Organism: Capsella rubella
Lineage: Eukaryota; Viridiplantae; Streptophyta; Magnoliopsida; Brassicales; Brassicaceae
Product: probable inactive receptor kinase At5g10020
Exons: 3
Coding region: 233-3385 (1050 amino acids)
Biological process (GO): protein phosphorylation
Molecular function (GO): protein kinase activity; ATP binding; protein binding
Source: RefSeq, a predicted model, not a curated record